AUGGGUGUGUACGGAGGUUUAGGGCCCAUGACCAAUGCGGUUCUCUGGGUGGAGGCUGUUGUAUUUGCGAUUUUCGUGGGGCUAAGGCUCUACACGCGAAAACACGUUCUCAACUCCGUCGGUCUUGAUGAUUAUCUAGUUUUGACUGCACUGGUUCUUCAAGUCCUUUACACGGCCUUUGUCACAGAAGCAACUCUUUACGGUCUCGGGCAACUAUACGCUGAUGUCGGUGAUCCAGUUACCUAUUUUACGGCUGUCAAGUAUGAGCUAUUCAGCCAGGUAGCUGGACUAAUGGUCAUUGGCGUGGGAAAAGCCACUGUUGGCGUAUUCCUUCUUCGAAUUGUGCGGAGCAAAGCCCAGGUCUGGUUUAUCUGGGCUUGUCUUGCAAUCACUGCUUUUAUCACACUCUUUGCUAGCAUUACGGUUAUAGUGCAGUGUAUUCCAAUUGAGAAAUCCUGGAACCCAACCACGCCAGGCUAUUGUUGGCUCGACUUUUCCAAAGUUGGUUACACUGUUGGAUCAUGGUUUGUCGCCGCGGACUUCGCCUUUGCAAUUCUUCCCUGGUUCAUUGUCUGGGAUCUCAAUAUGAAACAGAAGGAAAAGAUCACCGUUGCCUGUGGUCUUAGUCUUGGAGUAUUUGCUGGAGCAUGCGGUAUCAUCCGCACCAAAGCCCUGUCAGGAUUAAAUGCAUCGGAGUACAUAUUAGAUGAUACGGUACCAAUGCUCAUCUGGUCUGCCACUGAGAGCUGCGUCACGAUCAUGUGCUCGUCUAUUCCCGUCCUCCGUCCCCUUUACAUCCAUGUCAGAUACGGAGCGGAUGGCAGGAGCAGCUCUUCUGGAGAUACCUCCUAUCGAUUGCCACUUUAUGGCAGUGGUCGGGGAAGGAGUACUUAUUCAAAGGCCGGCCUUGAAUCUUCAAUCAACGAGCAGAGUACUCCUCACCACACCGGCGUCUUGAAAAAUAGCGCACAGAACGCUAGCAAUGAGAAUAUUCUUCAGGGUGCUGCAGGUAUUGAAAGGACGGAUGAGAUCGCAGUUAGCUAUGAGCAAUUUGAUACCAUUCAUUUCUUGGGACCCAACUGCACAUACUUUCGAACAUAUCCCACCACCAACCACCCUGCCUUCUUCAGAUCCGCCAUGUCCUCUACCCCGCCAACAAGUGGACUCUCACCUAAAACAUGGACACGAGAGACCAGCCGCGAAUUCUUCAUCUCAACCGAACCAAAGCUACUCUCCGUCAAAGCAGUCAAUGCCGCAUACGCUAGAGACUUCGUUUACUGGAUCAAAAAGCCCUUUCCGGAGGAGGUGCUCUGGCAGAUGCUCCACGGCGCCUUGAGUUUCGGCGUGUACAGGUGGACCGAACCUGUAGAGUCUGUAAACGAUUCUACCAUCCCAUCUCCGGAGAACACUGAGCAGAUUGGACUUGCUCGCGUGGUCACAGAUGGUUGUUCAUUUGUUUAUCUGUCGGAUACCUACGUUCUUCCCGAGUACCAAGGCAGCGGACUUGGGAAAUGGCUUGUGGGUUGUGUUGCCGAGACCUUUUCUAAGGAGAACAUGCCGUAUUUACGUCGGAUUAUGUUGCUCACUGAUGAUGAGCGCACGCAGGCUUUCUACACGAAUGUGUUUGGUGUGAAAGUUGUCGGGCGUGAAGAGCGAAAGGACAUGGGGAGGGAUUUGGUGUUUAUGUGUGCGAGACCGCAUGCACAGCCUUGA
This is a messenger RNA of Penicillium expansum, 1713 nucleotides long. RefSeq lists its product as uncharacterized. Lineage: Eukaryota; Fungi; Ascomycota; Eurotiomycetes; Eurotiales; Aspergillaceae. The record is from RefSeq and is a predicted model, not a curated record. Gene Ontology annotation, molecular function: acyltransferase activity, transferring groups other than amino-acyl groups. The transcript has 6 exons. The coding region runs from base 1 to 1713 and encodes 570 amino acids.